Messenger RNA from Limulus polyphemus (Atlantic horseshoe crab), 1086 nucleotides. RefSeq lists its product as uncharacterized. Lineage: Eukaryota; Metazoa; Arthropoda; Merostomata; Xiphosura; Limulidae. The transcript has 6 exons. The coding region runs from base 45 to 785 and encodes 246 amino acids. The record is from RefSeq and is a predicted model, not a curated record.
UCGUACUCUUGUGUUCUCAGUAUCAGUUAAGUGAUGUACAUACGAUGAAGAAGAAUAGAAGCAAACAAAAUGUCGUCAUGGCAAUGCUGUCUUUUAUGUUUACUUGUCAACUUGUGGGUGCCAAGUUAUCAAAAUUCGACUUGCUGUAUGAUAGCCCCACGGAACAACACAUACGUCCAAGGACUUUCUUCCUCACGGCUUCACAAGAGAGAAAAGUGGUAAACGAAAUUUUAUGCGAAGGUAACGAUUGUCCCGAAUUUCGUGUAGUAAAUGACCACAGUAACUUCAUCCAAGAAAGAGUUUAUAGGAAAGCCAAGCUUUUAACCGUACCUCUUCAGAAAUCAUGUGACUUUACUGGAACCCUCAGAGCAGCAAAUGAAUCUCUCGAGGAAUAUCGAAAAGGAGGGAACGAACGAAACAGAAAAUUCUAUUCUGUUACGCCUCUUCUGACACAAAUUAAUCAUUCCCUUCCUAUCAAGUCACAUGAUCCAUGGUGUAAGAUGGGAUUCACUGUGAAGAUGUAUGUGCCGCCAUACUUAGGAAUUCCUCCAACACCUAUUAACAAAUCACUUUCAUUUGAAAAUUUACCGGAUUCUUUCCACGUGUAUGUUCACACUUUUACUGGGGACCUAAAGUCCCGGAUGUUGAUGGAACUGGAAGUUUUCCGCAGUUCUUUGGACAACCUAAUGUUCUGCUAUAACCAAGAACGGUUUUAUUUAGCGACCUACAAGAAAGCCAUCAAUGACCUGGAAGAUAGAAACGAAAUAUGGCUGGAGCACUGUUAAAAGAUAUUUGGCCAACAUGUCUAGCAUAUUGAAGACCGAUACAGAGCUGACAAACUUCCACUUUAGUUAGCCUUAAACCCUGAUAAGAUAGUUUCACAGACUUUUUUAAUAACAAGUAAAAGAUAAGUUUAAACAUUGCUACUUGGUAAAUAUAUUUGUCACUAUCCACUGUUAAAGGACUAGAGUAUAAAAAUAUGUUACAAAAUAAGACUGAGUAUCAUGUUUGAACUUGCAGACUAUAGAAUAUUAACAUGAAGUUUGGUGUAUUGUUGACUCUCAGAUUACACGAGAUGAACAUAAA